Molecule: messenger RNA, 2727 nt
Organism: Malaclemys terrapin pileata
Lineage: Eukaryota; Metazoa; Chordata; Testudines; Emydidae
Gene: ACO2
Product: aconitase 2
Exons: 18
Coding region: 31-2382 (783 amino acids)
Biological process (GO): tricarboxylic acid cycle
Cellular component (GO): cytosol; mitochondrion
Molecular function (GO): 4 iron, 4 sulfur cluster binding; aconitate hydratase activity
Source: RefSeq, a predicted model, not a curated record
AAUGCGACAUCAUCUUUGUCAGUGAACAAAAUGGCGCCGUACUGUGUCCUGGCGACUCGCCUGCAGCAAGUCCUGAGUAAAGGGGUACGGCGUUACCAUGUAGCUCCCGUCCUGUGCCAGAGGGCCAAGGUGGCCAUGAGCCACUUUGAGCCUAAUGAAUACAUAAAUUAUGAAAUGCUUGAGAAAAACAUCAAUAUCGUCCGUAAAAGGCUAGACCGUCCCCUGACCCUGUCUGAAAAGAUUGUAUAUGGGCACCUGGAUGACCCCGUGAAACAAGAUAUCGAGCGUGGCAAAACCUAUCUGCGCCUGCGGCCAGACCGCGUAGCCAUGCAGGAUGCGACUGCUCAGAUGGCAAUGCUGCAGUUCAUCAGCAGUGGCCUGCCCAGGGUGGCGGUGCCCUCCACAAUCCACUGUGAUCACCUCAUUGAAGCCCAGUUAGGGGCUGAGAAGGAUCUUCGGAGAGCUAAGGACAUUAACCAGGAGGUGUACAACUUCCUAGCAACAGCAGGUGCCAAGUAUGGAGUAGGGUUCUGGAAACCUGGAUCGGGAAUCAUUCACCAGAUCAUCCUGGAGAACUACGCGUACCCUGGGGUUUUGCUCAUCGGUACGGAUUCCCACACCCCCAAUGGAGGUGGCCUGGGUGGAAUCUGCAUAGGAGUGGGUGGAGCCGAUGCAGUAGAUGUCAUGGCAGGCAUCCCCUGGGAGCUCAAAUGCCCAAAGGUUAUUGGCAUCAAACUGACUGGCGAGCUGUCAGGCUGGAGCUCUCCUAAAGAUGUGAUCCUGAAAGUGGCUGGCAUCCUCACUGUGAAAGGUGGCACAGGUGCCAUCAUUGAGUAUCAUGGGCCUGGUGUGGACUCCAUCUCCUGCACUGGAAUGGCAACUAUCUGUAACAUGGGGGCGGAGAUUGGUGCCACCACCUCCCUUUUCCCAUAUAACCACCGGAUGAAGAAAUACUUGAGCAAGACUGGACGAGCUGAAAUCGCUGCUUUGGCAGAUGAAUUCCAGGCACACUUGGUGCCUGAUGCUGGCUGCGAAUAUGACCAGCUGGUUGAAAUUAACCUCAGCGAGCUGAAACCCCAUAUCAAUGGGCCUUUCACGCCAGACCUGGCGCAUCCUGUGGCAGAUGUUGGCACUGUGGCAGAAAAGGAGGGCUGGCCAGUGGAUAUUAGAGUUGGUCUGAUUGGCAGUUGCACCAAUUCAAGCUAUGAGGAUAUGGGGCGUGCUGCUGCAGUGGCAAAGCAGGCCCUAGCACAUGGGCUGAAAUGCAAGUCUCAGUUCACUGUCACACCUGGCUCGGAGCAGAUCCGCGCCACCAUUGAAAGAGAUGGCUAUGCUGGAAUCCUGCGGGAUGUUGGAGGGGUGGUUCUUGCCAAUGCCUGUGGGCCAUGCAUUGGGCAGUGGGACAGGAAAGACACCAAGAAAGGAGAGAAGAAUACAAUUGUUACAUCCUAUAACAGAAAUUUCACAGGCCGCAAUGAUGCUAACCCAGAGACGCAUGCAUUUGUGACCUCUCCAGAGAUUGUCACAGCCCUGGCUAUUGCUGGCACCCUGAAAUUUAACCCUGAGACAGACUCCCUGACUGGAGCCGAUGGGAAGAAGUUUAAACUAGAAGCACCUGAUGCAGAUGAGCUGCCUACACUGGAGUUUGACCCAGGCCAGGACACCUAUCGGCAUCCCCCCAAAGAUAGAAGUGGGCAGCAUGUAGAUGUAAGCCCCACCAGCCAGCGCCUGCAGUUACUUGAGCCCUUUGAUAAGUGGGAUGGCAAGGAUCUGGAAGACAUGCUGAUCCUCAUCAAGGUGAAAGGGAAAUGUACUACCGACCACAUCUCUGCAGCCGGUCCAUGGCUCAAAUUCCGUGGCCAUCUGGACAAUAUCUCCAACAACCUGCUGAUUGGAGCCAUCAAUAUUGAGAAUGGCAAGGCCAACUCAGUGCGGAAUGCAUUAAACCAGGAGUUUGGGCCAGUCCCAGACACAGCCCGCUACUACAAGAAAAAUGGCAUCAAAUGGGUGGUUGUUGGGGAUGAAAACUAUGGUGAGGGAUCGAGUCGGGAACAUGCAGCAUUGGAACCACGUCACCUGGGAGGCAGAGCCAUCAUCACAAAGAGCUUUGCCAGGAUUCAUGAAACCAACCUGAAGAAGCAAGGCCUGCUGCCUCUAACUUUUGCUGACCCAGCUGACUACAACAAGAUUCAUCCUGUGGACAAGCUGAGCAUUGUGGGUCUGGCAGACUUUGCACCUGGAAAGCCCCUGAAAUGCAUCAUCAAGCAUCCCAAUGGGAGUCAGGAAACAAUCAUGCUGAACCACACCUUCAAUGAGACGCAGAUAGAAUGGUUCCAGGCGGGCAGUGCCCUGAACAGAAUGAAGGAGAUGCAGCAACACUAAAACAGCUGCACAUAGGACCCAGUGGACUUGGCUCUGACAUUUUAAUAGAAGUGCAAUUCCAUGGCUGCUGGACAUAAAUGUCUGAUCAAAUGUAACCAUAGCUUCUUUUUCGUAGCUGUAUUAGUUCACUGACACUGAACAGGGAGUGCAGCUCAGCUUGCUGCGUCUUGGUUUCCAAAUUCCCCAGCUCUUUGGUUCAGAUUUCACUUGUAUUUAUUUUUGAAGAUAACUGCUCAGUUGGCUUUUUCUGCCCAAUCAUUUCAUGGAUGGCUGAAGAAAUUUAAAGUAGGACUUUUUGGUUCUUGUGAAAAUAUAAAAUCCAAAAUAAAGAUUGUGUUGGACAUC